Messenger RNA from Coregonus clupeaformis (lake whitefish), 561 nucleotides. RefSeq names its product protein DGCR6-like. The transcript has 5 exons. NCBI's taxonomy places the organism in Eukaryota, Metazoa, Chordata, Actinopteri, Salmoniformes, Salmonidae. The record is from RefSeq and is a predicted model, not a curated record.
AUGGCUGAGAAACUACAAACCCUUGUCAAAGAUUUGUCCAGCUCCUUCCAGCAGUGCCUGUCCUACACCACACUGAGUGACCUGGCUCUGGGACUCAUAGAUGGAACAGUGUAUAAUAUAGUACAGGGACUCCUGGAUAUCCAGCACCUGACUGGGAGGAAUCUGUAUAACCAGAGACAAAAGCUGCACCGUGAGCAUCUAGUACUCAAGCAGGAUUUGGUUCGUAAGCAUAAAGAAGCCCUACAGGUUUGCAAGUCACACAACCUUGCAGUUAGGAAAACAAAUAAACAAAGAGAAACAGAAGUAUGAAAUUGACAAAGCAUCAUGCCAUUAUUAAAAUUCAGUUUGUGCACUGACUGCAAACACCUUAUUGAUGUGCUUUUCAAUGAUCCCAAACAUCCCUCCUUCUAUAUCACAGAGUUGAUUUCUAUAGUCCCAGGGUUCUACAUAACCACCAAUCCCCAGUUGAAUCAACACUUUGAGUUGAUGAUGCAGAUGAACCAGCUGGAAAUUAUACUUAAACUUCAACAGAAAGAGUCCCAGUCAGGAGGCUUGUCCUGA